Molecule: messenger RNA, 1074 nt
Organism: Tetrahymena thermophila SB210
Lineage: Eukaryota; Ciliophora; Oligohymenophorea; Hymenostomatida; Tetrahymenidae
Exons: 3
Source: RefSeq, a predicted model, not a curated record
AUGAAUUUAAUAUUCAUAUAAUAUUGCUUAGCUCAAACAUGUCAAAAAUCUUAAAUAUUUGAUGCUCUAUAAAAAGCUUGUCUUAGUUGUUCACUAGAUUGUGAAAAUUGCUUUAAUUUAAGCCAAUAAUCAUGCAUUGGCUGCGUAAAAAACUCUUACAUGAGUUAUGAUGAUGUUUCUACUUGUUAAAAUUAAUGUCAAAAAAAUGAAGUUAUUGAUAGCGAAGGCAAUAGAUGCAUUAAAUGCAAGGUCUAUGGAUGCAUUUAGUGCACAUCAUAAUAAAUUUGUCUGGUCUGCGAUGAGAAUUUAGUGCUUGAUAAAAAUAAAAAUUAGUGCAAUGCUAAAAAAGGGAUUUGCGAAUCUGAUUUAUAAUUUCUUAAUCCACCUUUCGAAAGUAGAAAAUGUACGAAUACCUGUCAAUAAUCUUAUUAAUAGAAUUACAGUAGCUAAAUUUGUGAAUUUACUUAGUAAUGCCCAUAAAUUCAGUAAUUAUCUAGCUCUGUUAUGAAUACUUUUGUGAAUGAUAUUGCAAUCUUUAAAGAGAAUCAAUACAUUGCUGUAAGUGUGGCGGCUUGUAGCUUCGCUGUUGUGGAUAAAAACUGGAAUAUAAUAACUAAAUAAACUUUACAAGAAAUAAACACAUUUGGAUUCUUUAAUAGAUAAGAUGAGACCUAAAUAUAGUAUUUUUUAUCAGGAGUUUAUGGCGGAUAUCUUCAGGGAUAAAGGUUUAAUGUUAUGAAUUUUGAGACUCUGCAAGUAGAAUUCGAUGAAAAAAAUUUAGAAUAAUAGCAUAAAAUUAAAUAUGUAGAUGAUUUUUAUAAGCUCGUUUUCAUGACAGAUAGUUAAGCGUCUGCUUUAAUUUGGUAUGACAUAGAAAGGAAAAAAAUAAAUUCUAUCUAACUAUCAAUCAACCAUUUUAUUCUAUUAAAAAUAUUAAAGAGAUAUUAUAUUCAGUCUAAAGAUGUUAAUAUGUUAUUUAUAGGGACAUUUCAAUAGGACUUUUCUAUAUCACUUAUACAGUCAAAAAAAUGUUUCAGUGAUAUUCCUGAUAAUAUAUUAUGGAGAACUCAUUGA